Herpailurus yagouaroundi (jaguarundi) is the source of this 867-nucleotide messenger RNA. It is a transcript of the gene RAMAC, whose product is annotated as RNA guanine-7 methyltransferase activating subunit. Lineage: Eukaryota; Metazoa; Chordata; Mammalia; Carnivora; Felidae. Gene Ontology annotation, biological process: RNA 5'-cap (guanine-N7)-methylation. The transcript has 4 exons. Gene Ontology annotation, molecular function: RNA binding. The record is from RefSeq and is a predicted model, not a curated record. Bases 168 to 524 code for a protein of 118 amino acids. Gene Ontology annotation, cellular component: mRNA capping enzyme complex.
CCCCCCCCCCCCCGCGCUGGCCUGCCGGAAGCGGAAGUCGGCCUGUGGCCCGAGUGGCUCCGUUACCUUGGAGAGCUGAAGUGGUGGGAGAUCCCGUGGCCGCGCUGUGGGCCGGAGAUCGAAACAACAUAAACAUUAGACAGUACAACUGCCUCAAAGUGCUGGGGAUGACAGACGCUUCUGAAGCUGUUCCAAAUUUUGAAGAGAUGUUCGCCAGUAGAUUCACAGAAGAUGACCAAGAAUACCAGGAAUACCUGAAGCGCCCUCCUGAGUCCCCUCCGAUCGUCGAGGAGUGGACUAGCAGAGCCGCUGGGAACCAGAGAAAUAGAGGCAAUCGGUUGCAAGAUAACAGACAGUUUAGAGGUAGGGAUAGCAGACGGGGGUGGCCCAGUGACAAUCGAUCAAAUCAGUGGCAUGGACGAUCCUGGGGUAACAAUUACCCGCAGCACAGACAAGAACCUUACUACCCCCACCAGUACGGACACUAUGGUUACAACCAACGGCCUCCCUAUGGUUACUACUGAUGGAAACGGCAGCAGCUUUUAGUAAAACCAUUACUCUGUUAACAUGACAAAAGUUUGUAUCUUCUGUUGGUCAUAGUUUUACGUUUGAUUUCAGAGAGUGGAUUAUUAACUUUUUGGCACUUCUGACUUUUUUUUUUUUAAAUGAGAUCUUACCAGAGACAUUAUGGUUGCUGGAAAUAAGUAUGCCUCUAAAAAGUUGUGGAUUUAUUACCUGACUUCUACCUCAGAUUUCUUCUUUGUUUCAUGACUUAACAGUCUUUGAACUUGCUGAGUGUUUUCUUUGUUUGACCUCCAGGAGUUCUGUCUUUGUUUUACACAGAAAUAAAAAUUUUAAAGUAGAAAA